UUGAGAAAUCUCACUUUUGGACAAAUCAACUUUCUCCAUACGACUGACACUCAUGGGUGGUAUGCUGGUCAUCUAAAUCAGAAAAACUAUCAAGCAGAUUGGGGCGAUUUUGUUUCCUUUUCUACUCAUCUUCGCAAUCAGAUAGAAUCUCAAAACUCAGAUUUGCUUUUGAUCGAUACAGGCGAUAAACAUGAUGGAAAUGGUUUAAGUGACGCCACCGAACUAAAUGGUGAACUAUCAAACCAAAUUUUUGUGAUGCAGGAUUACGAUCUUCUCACUUUGGGAAAUCACGAAUUAUAUCUCACCAACAACACCAUUCAAGAAUAUAAUUUCGUUUAUACUCAAAAUUUUCCUAACAAUUUUGUUUCGUCCAACGUUUAUUACAUCUCCGAUGAUGAUGAUACUACUUUGCUUCCGUUUGGUAAUAAAUACAAACUAUUUAAAACUAAAAAGACAAAUUUAAAUGUAUUAGCUUUAUCCUUUAUAUUCGAUUUCACUAAAUUGGACAGAAAUUUAAAAGCAAAAGUCAACCCUUUAUCAAAAGAAAUUCAAGAAGACUGGUUCAAAAACCUUCUUAUUGACAAUAAGGAUAAACUCGAUAUCAUAAUAGUCUUUGGUCAUUUACCAAUACAAUCCCAUAUAAAUGACUAUAAAAAUGAUGAAUUUUUCGUUCUACAUAAAACUCUUAGAUCUUACUUUCCAAAUAUUCUUAUUCAAUAUUUCGGCGGUCAUUCUCAUGUUAGGGAUUUUAUUCAACUAGACCCUCUUUCAACUGCUUUGCAAAGUGGUAGGUACUGUGAAACUGUUGGUUUUUUAAGCAUAGAUAAUGUCACCGCUUCAUCUCCACUCUUCAGCCGUAACUAUAUCGACUUCAAUUUGCACUCAUUUUAUUAUCACUCAAAAAAAAAUAUUAAAACUUUUUCAACAAAAUUGGGCUUACAAAUUUCAGAAAAAAUUGAUCAAUUUAGAAAUUAUUUAAAUUUAACUCAAGUAUAUGGCAUCGUUCCAACUACUUAUUUGACUGAGGGCUAUCAAUAUCCUUCUUCUAAAAAUCUUUAUACGUUUGUGGAAAAAAAUAUUCUAACAAACUUACAUCCAACUGAAUUACAAAAUAAUACUGAUAUAAAUUCCAGAGUUAUUUUAAUUAAUACCGGUUCAAUUAGAUAUGACUUAUAUAAAGGUCCUUUUACAAAAGACUCAAUGUUUAUUGUUAGUCCUUUUCAGAAUAAAUGGAAAUAUAUUUCAAAUUUACCUUACAAUUUUAUUAUGAGACUAAUCUAUAAAUUUUUGUUUAAUAAUAACUAUAUUAAGAAUAAUUAUGUGGAUAAUACUGAUUGUAUAGUUCAGCCAGAUAACCCUUUAUAUAAACAAUUAACCAAAGGUUAUAUAACUUUUGAUGAUUAUGGUUGCAAUGGAGAUGACACACCACAUAAAAAGCUAUUUUUUGGAAAUUCACCAAAUGUCAUUAGAUCAAUUCAGAUUGAUGGGGAAAAUUAUGAAAGUGUUGAUUUAGUAUUUUAUGAUUUCUUGGAGCCAUUUGUACUUUGGGGGAUAAAAGAAAUUAUGAAAAACGAUAUCAGUAAUAAUAUGAUUAAUGUUAAGACCGAGAUUAAUAAAGAUGAUAUUAAAUGGUAUGGAGGUGAAACCGUGGCAGAAUUACUAAAAGAACAUAUUGUUAAC
Molecule: messenger RNA, 1680 nt
Organism: Ascoidea rubescens DSM 1968
Lineage: Eukaryota; Fungi; Ascomycota; Saccharomycetes; Ascoideales; Ascoideaceae
Gene: SMN1
Product: Smn1p
Exons: 2
Biological process (GO): nucleotide catabolic process
Cellular component (GO): cytosol
Molecular function (GO): hydrolase activity
Source: RefSeq, a predicted model, not a curated record